This is a messenger RNA of Coffea eugenioides, 1888 nucleotides long. RefSeq names its product DUF21 domain-containing protein At4g33700. The record is from RefSeq and is a predicted model, not a curated record. Gene Ontology annotation, cellular component: intracellular membrane-bounded organelle. Gene Ontology annotation, biological process: magnesium ion homeostasis. NCBI's taxonomy places the organism in Eukaryota, Viridiplantae, Streptophyta, Magnoliopsida, Gentianales, Rubiaceae. The transcript has 11 exons. The coding region runs from base 388 to 1671 and encodes 427 amino acids.
GGCCCCUAUGCUAUCAUCCGUGGCAGGUAACGCGUCACUUCAGACAAGCAACGCCUUUAACUCAUUGUCGCCGGUGAUAUUGCAUUCCACCGGUGUUCCGCCUUUCUUUUCGGUCGCCGGCGACGAACACCGAAAUAAUAAACAAAAAUAGAAAAGAAGGAUUCCUAUUCCCCUACCUCAAACCUGCCACUUCCCUCCUCCCUCUCCACUUUCUCUCUCUAGAACGCGAAAACAUUGGAUUACGGCGUAGUUACACUCUCUCAGCUCACUCUUCUGUUAUUAUUAUUAUUAUUUUUUUAUCUUAGCUUUUAUCUCGAAUUUAGGAAAAGCAAAACAAGCAAGAGGAGAAAUUUGGAGGAGAAGGCGUUAAAAUUGGGGGAAAAUUGAAUGGCGGUGGAGUACACAUGUUGCGAGACGGGGUUUAUCAUACACAUUUUGAUCAUCGUCGGUCUAGUUUUCUUCGCCGGAUUGAUGUCUGGACUCACCUUGGGCCUCAUGUCGCUCAGCCUAGUUGAUCUUGAGGUCCUUGCGAAAUCUGGAACUCCUCAGGAUAGGAAACAUGCCGAAAAGAUAUUGCCAGUUGUAAAAAAUCAGCACUUGUUGCUCUGCACCUUGCUUAUUUGCAACGCUGCAGCUAUGGAGGCACUGCCUAUUUUCCUUGAUGGCCUAACUACAGCUUAUGGUGCUGUCCUGAUAUCAGUGACCUUAAUUCUUAUGUUUGGUGAGAUAAUUCCACAAGCAGUCUGCUCAAGAUAUGGAUUGGCCAUUGGUGCAGCCGUCUCACCAUUUGUUCGAGUCCUCGUUUGGAUCUGCUCUCCUGUUGCAUAUCCAAUAAGCAAGCUCUUAGACCUUCUGUUAGGACAUGGACAUAAAGCUCUUUUCCGCCGAGCUGAAUUGAAAACACUAGUUGAUUUGCAUGGUAAUGAGGCUGGUAAAGGUGGAGAACUCACGCAUGAUGAGACAACAAUCAUUGCUGGAGCACUUGAGCUUACUGAGAAAACAGCUAGUGUUGCAAUGACUUCUAUAUCAGAAAUUUUCUCCAUUGAUGUUAAUGGGAAACUUGACAGAUUUCUCAUGAAUUUAAUUCUGGAAAAAGGGCAUAGCAGAAUACCAGUAUACUAUGAGCAACCUACAAACAUUAUUGGGGUUAUUCUGGUCAAGAACUUGUUGACUAUCCCACCAGAAGAUGAGAUCCCUGUGAAGAGUGUCACCAUCCGUAGAAUUCCAAGGGUCCCAGAAACGAUGCCGUUGUAUGAUAUAUUAAAUGAGUUUCAGAAAGGUCAUAGUCAUAUGGCUGCUGUUGUACGACAGAGCAACAAGGUUGGGGAGCAACCUGCUAAUAACAGUCCUCUGGAAAAUACAGUGAAGGAUGUCUGCGUGGAUAUUGAUGGCCAAAGGCCACCUCUUGAAAAGACACUAAAGACUAAAAGAUCGCUGCAGAAAUGGAAGAGUUUUCCUAAUAAUGGCAGUAAUUCUUUUAAAAGCGCUCAUAGGAGCAAGAAGUGGACAAAGGACAUGUACUCAGACAUCCUGCAAAUAGAUGGAAAGCCACUGCCAAAGCUUCCUGAAGAAGAAGAGGCUGUUGGGAUAAUUACCAUGGAAGAUGUAAUUGAAGAGCUUUUACAGGAGGAGAUCUUUGAUGAGACGGAUCACCAAUUUGAAGACUCAUGACAGUGUUUCUGGUGAUUUAGUCUCGAUUAAUACACGGAGUUAAAAGGAGUUUUUGGCUAUAAAGAAAUUGGUAAAUACUGUAUGUGACAUACCAGUCAUUUGACCUGUAAAUUUGAGACAAGAAGAAGUUCUCAGCAAUACAAAGUUUCGGAUGGUCAUGUCUAUAGCCUAAUUAAACAUUUAGGUGAUAAAUGUUUCUAGUUUGUUGUCAUCUUCA